CAGCCUCCUUUUUCCAUAUUUAUAAAUUCACUCUGUAUCCGAAACUAAAUAACCCAACUCCCACUCUCUUCUCUUCUCAUAAUUUUUUCUGUUAUUCGUCUUCUUCAUUCCGCUCUCUGGUUUUCACGCUACUGGACCGUACUUGAACUGCCAUGGCCAUGGAUACUCUCUACGAAUACCAGAUAUGGCAACCUGAAGAAGGUGAAGAUGAUAUUAAUUUUGCCAUUUCCAAUUCUCACUUGCUUCCCUGUGACUGUUUCCUUUUCCACCUUCGCUUUCGCCAUGUUCUUCAGUCAAAUCACUCUCAAGAAUUUCACACUCUCCUAAAUUCCUCCCUAUCUUCGUCCUUGAUACCUUGCGAUGUCUUUCUCGCCAGUGGCUCCAGUAUCCUGAUUGCUGUUUUCUCCGGCACUGGCGUCGCGCAAGACUUCUUGGACGCGGCAGUACCGGACGUUCUGUCCGUCGCGGCUGAUAUCGUUUGCAAUCCUCUUAAUGCUGGCCGUCGGAUAUUUCCGUUGGCGGUGUCUGUUUUAGUCGUUUCGCUGUACAAUGAACGCGAGGAAAUUGGGCGAGUUUUGCGGGAAUCAUCAGAGCAAGCGUUUAAAGCGUCGCCGGCGUGUGCGUCGGCUAUCGAAGGUUUGAAGAACUUGGAGAUUGAUGUCCAUGGAGAGUUGUUGAUCGGAGAAUGCAGAAUAUGUUUGGAUGAAUUGAUGAACGGAAUGGAAGUUACGCAAUUACCGUGCGCUCAUUUUUACCACAGAGAGUGUAUCGUCAAAUGGCUAGAGACGAGUCAUUUGUGCCCGUUGUGCCGCUACGCAAUGCCAUUGAGCUGAUUGGAUAGAAUUUGCAGGAAGCUAACCAUACAAUGUAUAAUUAUCGCUUGUUGAGUACUAGGAAGACAUGAAUUGACUGAAGACGAAGAACCAGACUAGUUUUUGUUUGUUUUCAACUUAGCUGAUGUAGAGGAGCAAGAAAAUAAGGUGGACUGGUUCUUGAAACUCCUUUGACCAUGAAACACUGAGAAUCUAACAGAUAGCAGGAUGUGACAUAGAAGUUCAUUACGAAGGUUGACUAUGAUAUUAGGAUGCUGAUGAAACCUUGGGGUCGCCACUCUAUAUCUUCAUCUGUGUUUUGAAUAAAAGCUCGUCAGAGAAGAUUUUGAUGGGGCAAAUCCAACCAGAAUGGCAACCAUCUUUAUGGGGCAAAAGGGGGUCAAUAUCUUUAUUUUUGGACAAGCUUUGGCCAAGGGAAAUUUGCAGAUAGCCAGAUAGUGGCUGGAAGAGAUAAACAUAGAGAGCAGGAAGGUGGAAUAAUUCUCUUUGCGCACUCCAGCAGAAAUGCCUAAGCCAAUACAUUGCUAGCCCAGAGGUGAAUCAUAUCAUUUGUGUCUUGAUGAAGCAAAAUAUUAAGAACAAGUCUUUAUUUCCAUUACUCUGAUAUAUAUAGCCAAGGUAGUUUAUCAAAUAUUUAAAGUUGAUUUUUGGCUUCUGUUCAACCAGAGCAAAUACUAGUUACUUCAAGGGGACGAAACAUGUUAGGAAAUGUGGACUUUCCAAAGGCCUCAUACUUA
Cucurbita maxima (winter squash) is the source of this 1570-nucleotide messenger RNA. RefSeq lists its product as uncharacterized. The record is from RefSeq and is a predicted model, not a curated record. Gene Ontology annotation, biological process: protein ubiquitination. Gene Ontology annotation, cellular component: cytoplasm. The transcript has 2 exons. NCBI's taxonomy places the organism in Eukaryota, Viridiplantae, Streptophyta, Magnoliopsida, Cucurbitales, Cucurbitaceae. Bases 153 to 833 code for a protein of 226 amino acids. Gene Ontology annotation, molecular function: zinc ion binding; ubiquitin protein ligase activity.